Molecule: messenger RNA, 3297 nt
Organism: Dermatophagoides pteronyssinus (European house dust mite)
Lineage: Eukaryota; Metazoa; Arthropoda; Arachnida; Sarcoptiformes; Pyroglyphidae
Product: diacylglycerol O-acyltransferase 1-like
Biological process (GO): triglyceride biosynthetic process
Cellular component (GO): endoplasmic reticulum membrane
Molecular function (GO): diacylglycerol O-acyltransferase activity
Source: RefSeq, a predicted model, not a curated record
UCUUAAAGAUUUUUUUUUCUUCGUCUACAAUUUCGGACAAUUGAAAUUCAUCAUUUUAUUUUUUUGAGUUGAAAAUCCAUAAAGAUCAUCAUCAUCAUUAUUAUCGUAGUUUAUUCUUUUUAAAAGAUUAAAUAAAGCAUUGGAUAAACAAACAAAUAAUGGACGUCAAUAGUGGCGAUAAUAAUAAUACAAAUUCAUCAUCAAUGAAUACAACAAUACGAAGACGUGAACGUAAACGUUCACAAAGUUUAACAAAUGAAAAUCAUCUUUAUGAAAUAAUACGAAUGAAUCAACCGGAUAAACCGAUACAUCAAUAUCGAGAUUCACUAUUCAGUUCAUCAAGUGGUUUUAACAAUUUUCGUGGAUUUUUUACAUUGGCAUUAAUAUUGCUAGUAUUAGCCACGUUACGUGUUGCCUUAGAAAAUGUGAUCAAAUAUGGUAUACUCAUCAAUUAUUCACAAAUAUUUUGGCUAUUUUUUGGUCAUACAUCUAUUUGGCCGACAAUAAUUUCAUCAAGUCUUUUGAAUUUAUUUAUUUAUUGUUCUUAUUGGAUUGAAAAACGUCUUAGUAAAAAUCAAAUCAAUCCAAACAAAGCAACAUAUAUAAUAUGGAUAAAUCUAACAUCAGUUCUUUUAUGGCCAAUUGUAGCCGUAUUCAUAAUACCAACACAUGUUGUUGCUGCAUCAGCAUUUUCAUUCAUGUAUUUGGCUGUUUGGUUAAAAUUAUAUUCAUAUCAUAGUGUUAAUUAUUGGUGUCGAUUACAUCAGAAAAAAACACAUAAACGUCAUAAUAGUGGUGAUUCAAGACAAUGGAAUAAUCAUCAACAUAGUGGUCAAAAUGAACAUCAUACCGAUGUAAUUAAUAAACAAUUGGUUCAAUAUCCGUACAAUCUAAACAUAUCGGAUAUUUAUUAUUUCAUUUUUGUGCCAACGCUUUGUUAUGAACUUAACUUUCCUCGUACCGAACGAAUUCGUAAACGAUUUCUAUUCAAACGUUUAUUCGAAGUGGUAAAAAUGGAUUAUUUUCGUAUGCUUGAACGGCUAUUAAAAUUAUCGAUACCGAAUCAUGUUAUCUGGUUAAUUUGGUUUUAUACAUAUUUUCAUUCAUUCCUGAAUCUAAUUGGUGAAAUACUUUGUUUUGGUGAUCGUCAAUUCUAUAAAGAUUGGUGGAAUGCUGAAUCAUUACAAUAUUUUUGGAAAAAUUGGAAUAUACCUGUACAUCAUUGGUGUCUACGACAUGUAUAUGUUCCAUUAUUGAAACGUGGAUAUUCUAAAAUCACUGUAACGACAAUUGUUUUUCUUAUGUCGGCCGUAUUUCAUGAAUAUCUUGUAUCGGUACCAUUACGUAUGUUUCGUUUUUGGGCAUUUACCGGUAUGGCAAUGCAAAUACCAUUCGUAUUUGUAAUACAUCCUGGAUUUUUUCAAGGACAUUAUGCCAAUAUGUUUGUAUGGUUUUCAUUGAUAAUUGGUCAACCCGAUAUGCUUCCGAUUGAAGAAUCAAUCAAUGCAUCAUUCAAUGAUUUGGCUACAAUUUUUGAUACAAACGAUAUUGACAAAGUGAUUUCCAAUGCCGAGGCAAAAAGUGAAAAAAGUCUUUAUCAUAGUGGUAUGCGUGCUAAAAUGAGUAUGCUAAAAGCUGCCUUGACUUUGGAUCCAAAAGAUAUGGCUGUUGCAAAAAAAUCGACAAGAAAAUGUCUAAAAUUGUGUAAUAAAUUGCGUAAAAAAAAGUUUAAAAAAAUUACCAAUAUGUUGACCAAAAAAAACUAUGGAGAUCUUUAUUCGGAUCUAGAAUUGCAUGCUGAACUUACCUAUGCAAUGGUCACCGGUUGUAAAUCGGUAUUGGCUUUAUUGAAAUGUACCAACAUGAAACGUUUGGCUAAAAUUGCCUAUCAUAUUGGCAUUUGUGUCAAUAUUUUGGCAAAAUGUCGUGACAUCUUUGAGAAACGAACCGCUUGGGAAAGUCCAGUUUCGAAAGCUAAUUUUGAAGCAGCUAUUCGUUUGGAACGUGGCAUACGAAAUUUGAUUGUUAGCUUUUUGCCACCAAAACUACUUAAGAUUGUCAACUUUUUAGGAUUUAAAGGUGUUCGUGACGUAGCCUUCACUGAAUUGAAUGCUGUCGUAUAUGAAUUGCCGGGCAUUUACAGUUUGAUUGGUGAAUUGGUUCUUAUCUUUUACUGGCUUUAUAUUGAAAUGCAUGGUUGUCUUGGACCAGCUAAUGUGGCUGCAAUGCAAAAAUUGAUCGAUGCAAAGACAUCGAAAUAUCCAAACAGUGUUCUCUACAAAGUGGCUAAAAACAAACUCAUUCAAACUAAUGGCGAUAUCAAAACAUCUAUUGAUGGUUACAAAUCAAUUAUUGAUAAAGAAUUUGAAUUAUUUCAUAAAUUUGGCCAUUGGGAAUUGAUGUGGACUAAUGCAGUAUUAUGUGAAUGGGAUGAAUCAAUUAAAUAUGCUAAAUUGUUAAGAGAAAAAACACUUCAUUCACCAGCCAUUGUAACAUUUUUGGAAGCAAUUUUCCGUUACACUAAAGGUAAAAUGACCAAUGAUCAAACAAUGCUUGAUGAGGCUGCAAAAUUAUUUGAAAUUGUACCAACAUUGCGUAUACGUUAUUUGGGUAAAACUAUGACAUUGGAAAAGGCUGUUAUUGUUCAAUCACAACGAUUCUUUAAGAAUGGAAAAAUGUUGGUCGCUCCUGUAAUGGAAGCAUUAUACAAUAUAAACUACAUCUAUUUGCUCAAUGGUAAUGAAGCUAUUGCUCAAAAAUGGUUUGAUAUUGUUCAAAAUGAUUUGAAUGUUUAUGCUAAGGAUUCGGGUGAUCGUGAAAAAUAUUUGACUGUUUUGUUCUACAAAGGUGUCAUUUUGAAACAUAUGAAAAAAUACAAUGAAGCUUGUGAAUGUUUCAACACAAUCAUGACUGAAGAAAAAACAUUCCAAAAGGAUAGAUCAAUUGUACCGCAAGCUCAUAUGGAAAUUGGUUUGAUUCGAAUGUUGGAAGGACAAAAAGAAGAAGCUAAAAACAUUUUGGAAAUGGUUAUUAAAAAUUAUUCCAAAUAUGUCAAUGAAAACAUUGUUCAUAUUAAAGCAUAUGCUGCAUUACGUGCAUUGGGUGUUAGCACUGAUAAAGAUGCCGAAGUUGAAGGUGAAGAUUUGGAAAAUUUGGAAGGUAUUGAUGAAUCAUCAGAAGAAGAUGAUGAGGAUGAUGAUCUUGAUGAUUAGAUCAAAUCAUCAACAUCCAAUAAUUAAAUAGAGAAGAAAAUCUCUUUAAUUAACAUCAUAACAUUAUCAUAAAAUAUUGCAUAUC